Messenger RNA from Exserohilum turcica Et28A, 951 nucleotides. RefSeq lists its product as uncharacterized. The record is from RefSeq and is a predicted model, not a curated record. Bases 105 to 692 code for a protein of 195 amino acids. NCBI's taxonomy places the organism in Eukaryota, Fungi, Ascomycota, Dothideomycetes, Pleosporales, Pleosporaceae. The transcript has a single exon.
CUCCUAUAACUUGAGUCUGCACUUGCACAACCUAUCCAUCUCAUUUCAAUCACUACCUCUAAUCACCUAAUCGAAUUAAUCUUCACCACAAACAUACAAUCAACAUGAAGUUCACCACCGCCGCCGCCGCCUCUGCCCUGGCUGCCAUCUCCGCCGCCGCUCCUCUGGCCGCCGCCGACGACAUUGUCAAGUCCAACCAGGUCUUCAAUGUGAUUGCCGAGGCCCCUGGCACCGACUUUGACGGCCUCUGGUGGCAAGCCUCUGCCAACGGACUGCUCAUGGGCGGCACCAACCAAACCGCCUCGUGCGGCCCCAAGCCCCACAACUACGCCGACUUUGUCAUCGGCGACAACGCCCUGUACCUGUACACGGCCAACCCACCCCAGCAGAUGGCCGUGUACCGCGACGGCAUGGGCCGCGGCCUGAUGCAGUACACGACUGGCGUGCAGCCCGCAGGCCGCAACAGCGAGCGCACCACCUUUGUCGUCAACGACGACGGCUACCUCGUCUUCCGCAGCGUCAACGCCGACGACACGGGCUUCCAGGCCUGCGCCCCGGCCGUCGGCGCAAAGUACUCCAUCUGGCUCCAGGGCUGGGACAACCCCACUGGCUCCUUCGACACGUGCACCAAGUUCAAGGCGCGUGCUGUCCACGCCGUCGACCCCGUCAAGUGCGCCUACAGCACAUCUUAAACCAACCAACCAACCAACCAACCAAAUCACACACGAACAUGCCCAACGGCCAGACAUUUACAACAACAACAACAACAAUAACCACAAAAACUUACGAAAAAGUUCAUCGAUUAUGUUUUGUCGAGCGGCUUGGGGGGGGGGGUUUAAACACCCUAGUUAUUGCCAUUAGAAGCAUCUUGCUAUGUUUUAGAUUACCAUGAUGCUUAUCUGUAUAUAUGAAUAGAUAUGUUCGAGGCUCUCUGCCAACCCAACACAACCC